This is a messenger RNA of Fukomys damarensis (Damara mole-rat), 1935 nucleotides long. RefSeq names its product microfibril associated protein 4 (gene Mfap4). Bases 299 to 1144 code for a protein of 281 amino acids. The record is from RefSeq and is a predicted model, not a curated record. Gene Ontology annotation, biological process: elastic fiber assembly. NCBI's taxonomy places the organism in Eukaryota, Metazoa, Chordata, Mammalia, Rodentia, Bathyergidae. The transcript has 5 exons.
AGGGGUGCCAGGGGCCCACAAGUCCAGCAGGGCUGAUGGCAGAGUGGGAUCCAGGGAGCAAUCAGAGCCAGCAGGGAGUUAACGUCUGGUCUGGAGCACUUUGCCAACAGGCCUAAUGAGACCCAGGUGUCCCCUGGCCCCUGAUAGUGUAAGCUGACGCUGGUCGUGUGUGGAAAGGGGGGUUCUGCAGCUCCAGCAGCAGGCGGGGCUGAGGCGGCUGGCCAGGGGCCCAGCACAUAACUGGGCGGUUGCAGUCUGGGGCCUCAGACAACCAGCCGCUCUGAGCCGAACCAACAGCAUGAAGGCCCUCCUGGCCCUGCCGCUGCUACUUCUUGUUUCAACACCCCCCUGCACCCCGCAAGCCACCGGGAUCCGAGGAGAUGCUCUAGAGAAGUCUUGCCUUCAGCAGCCCCUGGACUGCGAUGACAUCUAUGCCCAGGGCUACCAGACAGAUGGUGUAUACCUCAUCUACCCCUCGGGUCCCAGUGUGCCAGUGCCCGUCUUCUGCGACAUGACCACUGAGGGCGGCAAGUGGACGGUCUUCCAGAAGAGAUUCAAUGGCUCAGUUAGUUUCUUCCGGGGCUGGAAUGACUACAAGCUGGGCUUCGGCCGUGCAGAUGGGGAGUACUGGCUGGGUAAGGCAGGGGCCAGAAGGGCUGGGGGCUGCUUCACGCACAGCCAUGUCUCUGCUGACCAGCUCCCUGCAUCCCCAGGGCUGCAGAACCUGCACCUCCUAACGCUGAAGCAGAAGUACGAGCUUCGAGUAGACCUGGAGGACUUUGAGAACAACACAGCAUAUGCUAAGUAUGUUGACUUCUCCAUCUCCCCCAAUGCGAUCAGUGCCGAGGAGGAUGGCUACACACUCUACGUGGCAGGCUUUGAGGACGGCGGGGCAGGUGAUUCCUUGACCUACCACAGCGGUCAGAAGUUCUCCACCUUCGACCGGGACCAGGACCUCUUCGUGCAGAACUGUGCAGCCCUCUCCUCGGGAGCCUUCUGGUUCCGCAGCUGUCACUUCGCCAACCUAAAUGGCUUCUACCUGGGUGGCUCCCAUCUCUCCUAUGCCAAUGGCAUCAACUGGGCCCAGUGGAAGGGCUUCUACUACUCCCUUAAGCGCACCGAGAUGAAAAUCCGCCGGGCCUGAGGGGCUGGCCCUGUCCCGCUCCACCCCUUCCCUGGCUUUCUGCAUCUCCAUGAGUGUCCCUCUGCCCUCCAGGCCCAACAUGAUGCUUCUGCUGUUCCCCGCACACGAGCUUCUCAGCAGUCUUGCAACUCUCAGCCUUCGCUGAUCCCUGUCGCACACUAGGGUGACCAUUUCUAAGCCUCCACCCCCUCCCAAUAGCUGAGAGUCAGGACCCACCCUCUAGGCAUGGGUAUUUGUGUCCCACCUUAGCCAGCUUCCUUGCUGUGGACCUCUGUCUGGGGCACCCUAGACUGAGCAAUGCAGUUUCACCAGCACCCACAGUGUAUUCCAGGCCUCUUGGGCAGCCACUGCACUCCAGCACUCCCUGUCCAUUCUCAGAGCACCUCCUAUCCUUGUCCUCCUUUUCACCUACUCCUUGUGGUGAACACUGUGGACCCUCUGCCCCAUCUCACCACCAUACUCCACAUCCUCCACCUGCAUAGCCCAGCUCCCCAAUGCUCAGUGCCAAAACAAUAUUCACCACAGCUACUGCAAGACACCCCAAAACAGCUACAGGAAAGGUAGGCAUGGGAAUGAGGUCCCCCACCUGCCCCAGGGAUUGAGGUUUGGUCAUAUGAGGGGUAGAGAAUAAGCUGUGGGCUGGGAGUGGGUGGGGAGUGGAGGUCUCAAUAAAUCUUCAGGACCUGAAUGAACUGGCCUUGUGCACACAACGUAUUUGCUUGGCCCCCAAAUGUGGGUACCUGGCUCCUCCUUGUACCCCUACUUAUAUGUCCUGUCCCUACCCCACCCCU